This is a messenger RNA of Amoebophrya sp. A120, 1230 nucleotides long. NCBI's taxonomy places the organism in Eukaryota, Dinophyceae, Syndiniales, Amoebophryaceae. The record is from the annotation of a GenBank genome assembly.
GUACUGAUCGAUCGACGUGGGAAUCUUUCAUGUUUACACCUGAUAGAUCGUGUAUAGCUCCGAGUCUUUGAACAAUUUCUCGGGAUUAUUAACGAGGGCCACCGAUUUCAAAGCAAUCGGUUUAAGUAGUUGACAGCGUGCUACUCCUAAAUAUGUUCUCGCAAAUUGUGCCCAAGGCGUUCGUCGACGAGGACCCACCCGUGUUUAGGGGAGAGGCGGGAAGUAAGUCAGUUUUUUUUCCCCUUGAAAUUGUAGGCUCACGCUCACGUGCGUCUUUUUGAAUCUGCACCCACUAGUCCUUUUCGUUACUUAUUCAACAAUCUACCCCUCACAGGUGAUCCGAGCGACGACGACUCGGAGGUGGACUAUUGCAGCGAUGGAGGCGAUUCAAAAGGUGAAACAGUGGCAACAAAGACUAUACUGGGUUCGUGGACCCAAAGUGCUGAGCAACACGACUACGGGUCGGCCCGUCUCUCGGCUUGUGGCCGCGAGAUUGAUUUGGAGCGGAAGAAGAGCACGUUUACCAAUUUUUUCUCGCCCACAAUCCCGCACACUGGGAGGCGCGUUAGCGUCGUCGACCUUGCCGUUCCGAAAGUCCGCAGGUCUUCCUGUUGCAGUCACGUUUGCGCGCUGUUUACGAUGCUCGUUGUGGUCGGGGAAAUCGCCAGCUUGUUCGACGUGUUUGCAUUCUUCGUGCCAUCGUGGCCAGUUACGGACAGUAAGGAAGCUUGGAUAGGCCCACCCGUACUGGUAUUUUUAGCCCUGCUAUGGCACCCGGGAUGUGGCAUUGUGGAACGAAGCACUGACGUGGGACUGGUACGCGUGUUUCGUUGUUGGCAUGAUGCGAUGUUGUUGUAGUACGCUCUGGUAGGGUGGUUCUAGUUCGAUGGCUACUGGAUCUGGAUGAAGCUUGUGGCGCGCUAGGUUCGAAAAGAUCGUUUGUACUUGUAAGACUCACUCCUGCCACUGGGGAAAAAGAAAAAUUGAAAUCUACAGCUGCUCUGGCAGCCGGAAGGCCGCCGACAACAGACAGACAUUGUCUUUUACCUGCGGAAAAAGUACGGCUUUUUUCUCGCUUUGACGGGCGUCGUGUUGGUUCUACUCGUGCCGUGUCGGCAACUCAUGGAUGGAGGUAGCAUGCGGAAACACGUGCUGGCGGUGGGGCUGGUACAGAAGUUUUUGGGGCUCUUCAUGCAGGUUUUGCUUUCGUCGUACGAAGAGGAAGAAUAA